AAUGACGGAAUUCGGGUGGCGUCGAUUCAAUUUUUUCGAUCGAUCAGUGGUAUUCGACAAGGAUGAUCCAAAGCAGAAAUUUAUGGGUUUGAAAGAUGUGGCAGUUGAUUGUUGGUGCAGUUCUGGAGGAUCUGUGUAUCUUGGAGAAGCCAAGGGCGGCGUUUUUCAACUGACCAAUCAAUUCAGUGAAUACUACUGGAAAGCGUAUCAAAAAUCGCUCGCCUCCCUUCACUCUGCCGACAAAUACCUAUUUUCCAUUGGAGAAGACGAUGAAACAGUCAAUACAUUGCUAAAGAUCUGGGAUCCAGAACGAGUUGAAAAGAAUACUCCUCAUGUGAUGAGAACAAUUCGAAUGUCUCCACUUAAUCCAACUUCAUCAUCACCAGCAUGUAGUAUUGCAGUACAUUCAAGUCUUCAAUCAGUUGUAGUUGGUUAUACAGAUGGAACUGUUUUAUUUUAUCAAGGAGAUGUACUUCAUGAUAAAAGUUUGAAUUCACGAUGGAUUAAAGUUCGAGAUUCUUCAGUUGGAGAGGGUUCAGUUACAGGACUGGCUAUUGCAGUUCUUCCCGCUUCAAAAACCGUUGUAUUUGUAAUUACUCAAAAGCACGUACAUUCUUAUGUCCUAGAAAAUGGACGAACUGUAAUUGCUCAUAAGAAACACGAUGCAAACGGAGCAACUGCAGAUUGUUGGACUUUUGAUGAAAGUACUGGACAAUUGAUUGUGGCGAGUCGGGAAAUGCUCUUUUUCUACGAUGCUGAUCAGUGUAUUGAUAUGGAUGGUGGAGAAGUUGGAAGAUGUUUGCAGUUGGGUAGAGGACAUGAAAAGCUUCAAUUAGUUGCUAGUGGACAAUAUUUGGCUUUGCUCACCAAGCAUCAUUCUCUUAUUCAAAAAGAACGCGAUUCGGAGUUUAUGACAAUGCUCAGCGUCUACGAUAUCAAAGGACAAUACGUCGGAUUCUCAUGUUCACUUCCCAAUCUUUGUCGCCUAUUCAUUGCCGGAAGUACCAUGCUUGUGCUAAGUCACGAUGGCCUUUUAUCAGAGCUGAUUGAGAAGAAUCUUGCUACAAAAUUGGAUAUUUUAGUGAAAAAGAGCAUGUUUGAUGUGGCAGUGCUCAUUGCAAAGAAUAGCAGAGAUGGUGGAGAUUAUUUGAAAGGAAUUCAUGCUAAAUAUGGAAAUUAUUUGUAUGGAAAAGGCGAUUAUGAGAAUGCGAUUCAACAGUAUAAGGAAACAAUUGGAAUGUUGGAACCAUCAUAUGUGAUGAAAAGAUAUUUGGAUAGCUCCAAAAUUAAAGAAUUAUGUAUCUACUUGGAAUGCCUUCACGAUGCAAAACGAGAUAAUGAGCAUCAGACAAAGAUUCUAAUGAACGCCUACGCAAAGCAAGGAGAAAAGAAGAAACUUAUGGAAUUUGUGAAUAAAAUUACAGAUGGAACAAGAGUUUCUAGAAUGAGAGAUGUUUUUGAGAUCCUUCUAAAGUGGAAUUACCUGGCCGAAGCAUCACUGUUAGCGACGAAAUUUCAAAUGCAUGAAGAUGCUCUUAAUGUGAUAAUUCAUCAUAUGCAUAAAUAUACAAUGGGUGUCACUUAUAUCUCAAAAAUGCCAAUUGAAAGUGUAAUUGAAAUGACUGGAAAGUUUGGAAGAGAUCUAUUGAUUCAUGCACGAGAUGACCUGAUGCAUAUGUUAUGGGAGAAGAUUCAAGAGAAUACGGACGCUAAAAAGAACAAUUUUAUGCGAAUUUUUGACAUUUUCAUGGGUGAUAUGGAUGCUUCUCGAGUCUUUUUGAGCUAUAUUGAGAAUCAAACAAAUGAACAUGAUGAGUUCAUUAUUCCGAUUCUUGAGUGCCAGAUGAGAUUAUUUAAAGUUAACAGUGAUUGGAGCCAGGAGCGUCUUGAAGAGGAUAUCUAUCGAUUUAUUAAUAAAAAGAAUGAGGACGCGGCUCUUCAAAUGGCACAGUUAUUUGAUUGUACUCCAGUGAUUGAGCACAUUUUGAUGAGAUGUCAUAAGUCGAAGGAAUUAAUGAUGUAUCAUCAGAAAAAAAGAGAUUUGGAGGCGAUUAUUAGGCUGUGCCAAAGCUGUUCGAAAGAGGAAAAACGCCGCUUGUGGCUCGAUGCACUGUCUUUCAUUGGAAAACACGCGACAGCGAGGGACGAAUUAAUUAUUAUUGAUCUACUGAAAGAAAUUGAAGCAUCCGAGCAAAUUCAUCCGCUUGUCGUCCUGGAGCUUCUUGCUAAAAAUGAGCAUUUGACAAUUUCCUCGGUUAGGGAUUAUAUUAUCGCGUGGCUUCGAAAGCAACAAAUUAUCAUUGAAGAAGACAGAAAUACGAUUAAAGAAAAUAAUAAGGCAAUGGGAGAAUUGGAUGGAACUGUUGAAUCGUUGAAGUUCAACGCUCAAAUAAUGCAAGUAACCAAGUGCUCGGCGUGUGAUACACCUCUACAACUUCCAACUGUACACUUUUUAUGCAAACACGCAUAUCAUGUACACUGCUUCGAAUCGUAUAAUAUGGAUGGAAGUGACAAGUGUCCUGCAUGUCAGACAACUCGUGACACCACUCGAGAUGAGGAGAUUAGUUAUCACAAGUUUCAAAAGGAGUUGGCAGAAGCUUCGAAUGGAAUGGAACUUAUUGCGAUGUAUCUACAAAGAGGACUUUUUGAUGAGAAAACGAAGAAAACUAAGAAAUCUGAGGCUAAAAAAGACCCAUUCUCCACCGGCAGAGCCUCUACCACAACAAAUCCGUUCGACGACGAUGAAGUAACGACAAUCUCGAGAACAAUGUCAACAGUAUCCAGUAAUAUGGCAACACCGUCCCGACAGAGAUCAAUCACACGGAAAGACGAUGAUUCAACGAAUCCAUUCUUCAAUUCUGAUUCUGGAACUCGGCUGAGCACAUAUGACGAGUCGAAGAAUCCAUUUGGAGCACCAGCUCCGUCCACUAACCCGUUUGAUUAAAAUAUUCAUACGUUGUAAAUAUUUAUUUAUCACCCCUCCCUUCUUUUAUUGCCUUAUAGUUUCUUCUGGUCAUUCAUAUUUUUUCUUGUGAUAAUUUUUAUAUACGAAAUAUUACCCUUCUCCGCGAUUUUAUGCCAAAAAUACGGUAUUAGGUCUCAACGCGAUUUUUUUUUCAAAUGCGAAUAGGUGUGCACUUUUAAAGAGUAAUGUAAUUUAAAUUGUUUUGGAAUAUGCAUCGAUUUUUUAGAAUUAAAAAACUAAAAUUGAUUUGUGAGAAUCUAUAAAACUAUAAAAAUUCG
Messenger RNA from Caenorhabditis elegans, 3243 nucleotides. It is a transcript of the gene vps-11, whose product is annotated as Vacuolar protein sorting-associated protein 11 homolog. The coding region runs from base 2 to 2944 and encodes 980 amino acids. Gene Ontology annotation, cellular component: vesicle tethering complex; endosome; lysosomal membrane. Lineage: Eukaryota; Metazoa; Nematoda; Chromadorea; Rhabditida; Rhabditidae. The record is from RefSeq and is marked reviewed. The transcript has 7 exons. Gene Ontology annotation, biological process: intracellular protein transport; vesicle-mediated transport.